GUAAUAAAAUAUAUCCAAUCAGUCCAAACACAGGGUAGGUGAAACUAGAAUUCCUCCCUUUAGAGAAGUCUUCAUCUCUAAAACUUCAACUCAACAAAAGCUUUCUUGAAAUAUUUUCCACCACAUUUCUGGGGCCAAAAUAAAAACUGAUGAAGAAACAGAGCCCUGCAACAUACACACAAGUUUAAUGAGGGGAAAACAAAGAGAUAAACCAGCACAAAUGACACAUCUCCAGCCACCAGCUCUAAACACCAACAAGGAAGAGAAGCUUCUGGAGCCUCCUGUCAGGACAACACACGCCAGGGAGGGAUUUAAAAGCCCCACAGCCCUGAGCAGCUCACUCACUCGUUCAUUCACUCCCACACUCACUCACACCUCCCCCAGCUCACCUCCUCCCACCCCAGCAUGGCCGCGUCCACCAUGUCCGUCUGCUCCAGCGCUUACUCCGACUCCUGGCAGGUGGACGACUGCCCAGAGAGCUGCUGUGAGCCUCCCUGCUGUGCCCCCAGCUGCUGCACCCCGGCCUCCUGCCUGACCCUGGUCUGCACCCCAGUGAGCUGUGUGUCCAGGCCCUGCUGCCAGGUGGCCUGUGAGUCCAGCCCCUGCCAAUCAGGCUGCACCAGCUCCUGCAUACCCUCGUGCUGCCAGCAGUCCAGCUGUCAGCCGGCUUGCUGCACCUCCUCCCCCUGCCAGCAGGCCUGCUGUGUGCCCGUCUGCUGCAAGCCUGUCUGCUGCAAGUCCGUCUGCUGUGUGCCCACCUGCUCUGGGGAUUCCUCUUCAUGCUGCCAGCAGUCUAGCUGCCAGCCGGCUUGCUGCACCUCCUCCCCGUGCCAGCAGUCCUGCUGUGUGCCCGUCUGCUGCAAGCCUUCCGUCUGCUGUGUGCCUAUCUGCUCUGGGGGUUCCAUUUCAUGCUGCCAGCAGUCUAGCUGCCAGCCGGCUUGCUGCACCUCUUCCCCGUGCCAGCAGUCCUGCUGUGUGCCCGUCUGCUGCAAGCCUGUCUGCUGCAAACCUGUCUCCUGUCUGCCCAUCUGCUCUGGGGCUUCCACUUCAUGCUGCCAGCAGUCUAGCUGCCAACCGGCUUGCUGCACCACCUCCUGCUGCAGACCCUCCUCCUCCAUGUCCCUCCUCUGCAGCCCCAUGUGCAGGUCCACCUGCUGCGUGCCCAUCUCCUCCUACUGUGCCCCUGCCUCCUCCUGCCAGCCCCGCUGCUGUCGCCCGGCCUCCUGUGUGUCCCUCCUCUGCCGCCCCGUGUGCUCCCGCCCGGCCUGCUGAGGGCUUGGCUCAGGCCAGGAGUCCAGUUGCUGAUGGGCACAUCCCCAGGACCAACUGGUCCUGACUCGGGUUAGAGGUUGCCCCCACCUGGGACGGGGCCCCUAUAUGCUGAGGUGACCUCCCCCUUGCUCCCAGGAGCCCCCAUCCACGCAGCUUCCCAGCUCUUGCCUCCUAGCAGGUGCUCACCUGCCUGCUGGGUCCCCUGUCCUCCCUCCCAGCUUUUCUGCCUCGGGUCACUCGACCUUGACUUGAACCUGUCAGCACCUCUUCCUGCUCCCAAAUAAACUCCCCUUGGUCACCUGAUUCUCUUUUCCUGUUGUGCUCCUGGGGACACAUGGUUUUGAGCUGACAUUGGUCUCCUCCAGACAUGACUGUUUCUAGGAAUGAGUGAC
This is a messenger RNA of Macaca mulatta (Rhesus monkey), 1664 nucleotides long. RefSeq lists its product as uncharacterized. Gene Ontology annotation, cellular component: keratin filament. Lineage: Eukaryota; Metazoa; Chordata; Mammalia; Primates; Cercopithecidae. The record is from RefSeq and is a predicted model, not a curated record.